GUGGAUUCUUAACCACUACGCCACCAGGGAAGUCCCUAGGGUGCUGUGGUUUAUAAAAUGGUACACAUGUUUGCAGAGGGCUUAGAACCGUGCCUGUUACAGGUGGGUGCUCAGUAAACGUAAGCCAUGAUGGCAUUGACUUUAGGAGGAAGCCAAGAGCUCUCCUGCCUUUCUCCCUGUCACCUGCAGAGGCUGGCAGACUGUAAGAGGCAGAGACCCGGAGCUGGGCAGACCCGAGCACUGCUUCCCCAGGCAUGGGUGCCUCCGUGUCAGUACCUCCACAGCCAUCCAGGGCCCUGCCUGACACUGCCUGCCCGGGCCCACAGGGCAGUAGCAAAUCAAGGGUGGGGGUGUUGGAUGGGAGGAGUAGGCGCUGGACAUGCAGCCCAGCCCCGAUUCCUCAGACGCAUCAUCUUCCACCUUUUGUCCAGGGCUCCCACCCUCUCUCAGAGGCCCUCAGCUAGCAGAAGUAUCUCUCCUGUCAGCCCCAGGCAGGUGUCCCAUGGCCGUGACUCAGACCUCCCUGUGGCUGCCAGGGCCCAGGAGAGUACUUGAUGGCAGGACACAGGUGUCCCUGGGAAUUCUGGAGGCGUUGCCCCCCUGAAGCAUACCAGGCUUCCUGCCCCUCCCGCACUGUUAGGGGGAGGUGAGGGCGCAGGUGCUCCCAGCCGCCUGUGCGGAAGGGGCGGCAGGGGUUAGGUGAGCUGGCAGAGGAAGCGGAGCCUGUGUUCAGACCAGGUCAAGGGAGGAUGGGUGAGCAAGGGUGGUCGCCAAGGCUCCUGCAGGAGGAGCUCUGGGUAGCUUAGUGUCUGGAAUUCUCAGCGUUUGGGCUUCGAGCAUUGGCCCCCAGGUCAAGGUACAGUUCAUGGGCUUCCUCAGCAGCAGAGCUGGAAGGGUUUUCUGACAUCAUCCAGCAUUUUCACACAUGGAGUGUCCGUAUGUGCCUCUUCAGAAAGGUAAGACCAGAAAAGUUCUUACUGUCAGCCCCUCAGAGCAAGAGCACACACACACCCAGAGGCAGAGGCGCUCUCUCGGCUCUCGUGGCUUCCCACACAAAGUCCCCCUGGUGGCUUCUCUCCCUGUGCAGCUGCCUCUCCAGUUUUUGGGGGGCCUUAGUUCCCCGGGGCCUUCAAUCCCCAAGGCAGACGUCAGAUCCUCUCCAUUUCUAGUGCCACUGUCAGCCUGACUGCAAGUCAGGGGGUCGUAUCAGGACUGAAUUUCUCUUCAGAGAGCCUCGUUUUCUUACCAUGGCUUGGUUGGUGCCAUGUUCCAGGAGGGGACACCUAAGCCUAACCUGUGUUGGUGGCAAAACAAAGGCCUAAGGAGAGGAAAAGCCUUGCCCUCAACCCCUCAGCCUGUCUAGGUCAGCUCCAGGCUUCCACCUUCCUUUGUCUUUUCUUUUCCAUCAGCUUCAGGCGAGGGACUUGAAGCCCUUUGGGCUAGAGCUUGGUGGAUCAUGGUGCCUGGACAGGGGAUCCCAGAUGGGGAGCUGGCAGCCCCUCCUACCCAGCACUCCUGGGGCCGCACAGGGAACAGUGAUGAGUGCAGGCUCCCUGCUGGAUCCUCUGGCACCCCCAGGCACCCCGUUUAUGGAGCUCAGAGGCCACAGACGCCCCCCCCCCCAAUGCCUCCCAAGUGUCCCUUCUCUGCUCAAAGGGCAGCGGCUGUGACGGGGCUCCCGGGCACAGGGUGCGCCGUGGCCUGGCCCAGCUCCUCAUGCCCCCGGUCUCCACCCGACAGCCACCCGCCUGCCCCUGCCAUGGAGACCUUCUUUAGGAGACACUUCCAGCGGAAGGCGCCAGGCCCUGGAGAGGGGCAGAGGCGGCCCGGCGGCGUGGGGCUGCCCACAGGCAAGGCCCGGCGCCGCUCGCCUGCAGGGCAGGCCUCCUCCUCGCUGGUCCAGCGGCGCCGCUCCAGCGCACAGCUCCAGGGCUGCCUCCUGGGCUGUGGGGUGGGGGCCCCGCACUCCAGCCGCCGGCGCUCCAGCACCGCGCCCCCCGCCUGCAACCCCCGCUUCACCGUGGAUGAGGUGCCUGCCCUGCAGCCUGCCACUGUUGGGGCCCUGCGUCUGGGCGCACCCCUGCUCUUGGCCGGGCUCUUGGGCAUGGAUGAGGAGGAGGGGGUCCAGGAGGAGGAUGUGACAGUUGCGUCGUUGGCGGCCACCCAGCCAGGCACCAAGAGACCGGGGCCAUCCCCGCAUCGGGGAGCCCUGCCCGUGCUGCUCAUUCCCCGCUGGCGCCGGCGCCGGGCCUCCUCCCACCUGCUGCCCGCUGACGUGGUGAAAGACCGCGCCCUCUGGGGCCUGCACGGUUACUACCGGCCCCUCAGCCCGCAGCGGCCCUCAGGCCAGCACCUCAGCCUGGGGGGCCGAAGAGCCUCGGGCACCGCAGCUGGCCCCAGGAUGCCUGCCUGCGUGCGCCCGCUGUCCCGCAGACGCCAGGUAGCCCUGCGGCGCAAGUCAGCCGGACCCCAGACCUGGAGUGCCCUGCUUGCGAAAGCCAUCACCAAGUCAGGCCUCCAGCACCUGGCACCCCCUCCUCCAGCUCCCGGGGCCCCGCGCAGUGAGCCUGAGCGGCAGAUCCGGAGCACUGUGGACUGGAGCGAGUCAGCGACGUAUGGGGAGCACAUCUGGUUUGAGACCAACGUGUCCGGGGACUUCUGCUAUGUUGGAGAGCAGUACUGUGUAGCCAAGAUGCUGCAGAAAUCAGUGUCACGGAGGAAGUGUGCAGCGUGCAAGAUUGUGGUGCACACCCCCUGCAUUGAACAGCUAGAGAAGAUAAAUUUCCGCUGCAAGCCAUCCUUCCGUGAAUCAGGCUCCAGGAACGUCCGUGAGCCAACCUUUGUGCGGCACCACUGGGUACACAGGCGACGCCAGGAUGGCAAGUGUCGGCACUGUGGGAAGGGCUUCCAGCAGAAGUUCACCUUCCACAGCAAGGAGAUCGUGGCCAUCAGCUGCUCCUGGUGCAAGCAAGCAUACCACAGCAAGGUGUCCUGCUUCAUGCUGCAGCAGAUCGAGGAGCCGUGCUCCCUGGGGGUCCACGCCGCCGUGGUCAUCCCACCCACCUGGAUCCUCCGUGCCCGCAGGCCCCAGAAUACCCUCAAGGCAAGCAAGAAGAAAAAGAGGGCAUCCUUCAAGAGGAAAUCUAGCAAGAAAGGGCCUGAGGAGGGCCGCUGGAGACCCUUCAUCAUCAGGCCCACCCCGUCCCCCCUCAUGAAGCCCCUGCUGGUGUUCGUGAACCCCAAGAGUGGGGGCAACCAGGGCGCCAAGAUCAUCCAGUCCUUCCUCUGGUAUCUCAACCCCCGGCAAGUCUUUGACCUGAGCCAGGGAGGGCCCAAGGAGGCGCUGGAGAUGUACCGCCGGGUGCACAACCUGCGGAUCCUGGCCUGUGGGGGCGAUGGCACGGUCGGCUGGAUCCUCUCCACCCUGGACCAGCUGCGCUUAAAACCACCGCCACCCGUCGCCAUCCUGCCCCUGGGCACCGGCAACGACUUGGCCCGCACCCUCAACUGGGGUGGGGGCUACACCGAUGAGCCCGUGUCCAAGAUCCUCUCCCACGUAGAGGAGGGCAACGUGGUGCAGCUGGACCGCUGGGACCUCCGUGCUGAGCCCAACCCCGAGGCGGGGCCUGAGGAGCGAGAUGAGGGGGCCACCGACCGGCUGCCGCUGGAUGUCUUCAACAACUACUUCAGCCUGGGCUUUGAUGCCCACGUCACCCUGGAGUUUCACGAGUCUCGAGAGGCCAACCCAGAGAAAUUCAACAGCCGCUUUCGGAAUAAGAUGUUCUACGCCGGGACAGCCUUCUCCGACUUCCUGAUGGGCAGCUCCAAGGACUUGGCCAAGCACAUCCGCGUGGUGUGUGACGGGACUGACCUGACCCCCAAGAUUCAGGACCUGAAACCCCAGUGCAUUGUUUUCCUGAACAUCCCCAGGUACUGUGCGGGCACCAUGCCCUGGGGCCACCCUGGGGAGCACCAUGACUUUGAGCCCCAGCGGCAUGAUGAUGGCUACCUCGAGGUUAUUGGCUUUACCAUGACAUCCCUGGCAGCACUGCAGGUGGGCGGGCACGGCGAGCGGCUGACACAGUGCCGAGAGGUGCUGCUCACCACGUCUAAGGCCAUCCCAGUGCAGGUGGAUGGUGAGCCCUGCAAGCUUGCAGCCUCAUGCAUCCGCAUCUCCCUGCGCAACCAGGCCACCAUGGUGCAGAAGGCCAAGCGGCGGAGCGCCGCCCCCCUGCACAGCGACCAGCAGCCAGUGCCGGAGCAGCUGCGGAUCCAGGUGAGCAGGGUCAGCAUGCACGACUACGAGGCCUUGCACUAUGACAAGGAGCAGCUCAAAGAGGCCUCCGUGCCGUUGGGCACCGUGGUGGUCCCGGGAGACAGCGACCUGGAGCUGUGCCGCGCCCACAUCGAGAGGCUCAGGCAGGAGCCCGAAGGUGCUGGAGCCAAGUCUCCGACGUGCCAGAAACUCUCCCCCAAGUGGUGCUUCCUGGAUGCCACCACUGCCAGCCGCUUCUACAGAAUCGACAGGGCGCAGGAACACCUCAACUACGUGACCGAGAUCGCACAGGAUGAGAUUUAUAUCCUGGACCCUGAGCUGCUGGGGGCGUCUGCCCGACCCGACCUCCCAACCCCCUCUUCCCCUCUCCCCACCUCGCCCUGCUCACCCAGGCCCCGGUCACUGCCGGGGGAUGCUGCACCCCCUACAGGUGAAGAGCUGAUCGAGGCUGCCAAGAGGAACGAUUUCUGUAAGCUCCAGGAGCUGCACCGAGCCGGGGGUGACCUCAUGCACCGGGACGAGCGGGGCCGCACGCUCCUGCACCACGCCGUCAGCACCGGCAGCAAGGAAGUGGUCCGCUACCUACUGGACCACGCCCCCACAGAGAUCCUUGAUGCUGUGGAGGAAAACCAGCCCCUGUUCCCCCAGCGGGGAGACCUGUCUGCACCAGGCCGCAGCCCUGGGCCAGCGUACCAUCUGCCACUACAUCGUGGAGGCCGGGGCCUCUCUCAUGAAGACAGACCAGCAGGGCGACACUCCCCGGCAGCGGGCUGAGAGGGCUCAGGACACGGAACUGGCCGCGUACCUGGAGAACCGGCAGCACUACCAGAUGAUCCAGCGGGAGGACCAGGAGACGGCUGUGUGAGGCCGCUGCGCAGCAGGGCGACGGGCCACCAGAGGACCAGCCCCUCCUCGCCCACCUCACUGCCACAUUCCAGGCGGAGGGCCACAGAGGGACCCGGGACCCAGGGAAGGAGCCCUGUGCUGCUCCCUGUGGAGCUGCCCAGACCUAGGGCUGGACUCUGAGGAGCUGGGGGCCAGGGGCUGGGGUGGGGUCUCACCCGGCCCCCUGAGGCCACAGCCUAACCCAGAGGCUCACAGGGGACCAGGAGACUGGACUGGGCUGGGCAGACCAUUGGGGGGGGCUGGGGGGGCCCUCACCUUCCCUGCAGUGGGUGCCCUGGAGUUGAGGGCCCACAGCCCGGAGGGCAGAGGGCCUUGAGGCCCUGUGAGGGAGCCCCCAGGAAGACGCUUCCUAAGCCUCCGGGUCCUUGAGGACCCUCACUCUGAGGCUCCUGGGAGCUUGGGCCCCUCUCCCGCCCGGACACCCCCCCCACCCCCGCCCCCAGGGCUUCUUCCCGAAUACACGGAGCCUGCUGCAUCUGCCUGCCCGCUGCCCUGCUUAGCACCUACCCGGUGACCCUCCUCCCAAACCCAGUCAUUUCACCUCCGACUGUGUGGCCUGGGGGGUGGGGGUGGGGGUGGGGGCUUUCACGGUGACAUGUUUACAGCUGGGUGUGACUCAGUAAAGUGGAUUUUUUUUCCUUUC
Messenger RNA from Orcinus orca (killer whale), 5825 nucleotides. It is a transcript of the gene DGKZ, whose product is annotated as diacylglycerol kinase zeta. The transcript is spliced from 31 exons. Gene Ontology annotation, cellular component: nucleus. Bases 1457 to 5050 code for a protein of 1197 amino acids. The record is from RefSeq and is a predicted model, not a curated record. NCBI's taxonomy places the organism in Eukaryota, Metazoa, Chordata, Mammalia, Artiodactyla, Delphinidae. Gene Ontology annotation, molecular function: protein binding; ATP-dependent diacylglycerol kinase activity. Gene Ontology annotation, biological process: lipid phosphorylation; diacylglycerol metabolic process; intracellular signal transduction.